Pieris rapae (cabbage white) is the source of this 5634-nucleotide messenger RNA. RefSeq lists its product as uncharacterized. The record is from RefSeq and is a predicted model, not a curated record. The transcript has 9 exons. Lineage: Eukaryota; Metazoa; Arthropoda; Insecta; Lepidoptera; Pieridae. Bases 158 to 1828 code for a protein of 556 amino acids.
GAACGUUUUGUAAACAAAAGAUAAAAAAUGUUUGAUUUCUGAACCCGUCUCAAGAUUUAAAACUGUUACAAACACCCACAUGUGAUUUCGCAAAAAUUGUUUUAGAUAUACUAAUAAAGGAAAUGCUACUUUUUUUGCAUUAAUAAUUAGAAGGAAAAUGUCUGGUUAUUUGGAAGUGAAAUAUCCGUUUAAAUCAAACCUCGGUCUUAAUCCUUUCAAGUCUUGGAAAAAACAAUGGUGCAUUUUGAGACCUAGUGUAACUUGCAAAGGGGGUGGGUCCCUAGUUGUAUAUUGUAGUGAGGCGGGAUCGCCUGCAGGAACAGUAGAGUUGCCCUCGGGAUGCUUAGUAAAAAGAGCCAAAUCUCGCACGCGACCUCAUGCUUUUGCAGUAUUCACUCUUGAAGCACCUUCUAAACCUCGAAUUCUUCUUGCGGCUCAAAGCCAUCAAGAAACUCAAAUAUGGAUGGAUAAAAUUCGUGAUUUACUAAAUAAUGACAAAAUGAGAGGCUCAGAAUCAUUACUCAAAGACUCAUAUCCUGUAACUGUGAUUGCUACGGAAUUGUCUAGAAAAUGUGGCUUGAUGACUGACAGUGUGCUUACACUAUCUACAUCGGGCUUAGUAAUUUCCCACAAUACAGCCACCACAAAAGUUGACUGGCAACACAUUAUUGAUGUUCUCUUGAUCAGAAAAAAUGGAGACAAGAAUAGAAAUUGCAUCAUUAGUAUGAAUAGUGAUUUUUCUCAAGGUAGUGGUGAAAUGAGAUUUUGUACGCCGUUGGCGAGUGAACUAGUCAGUGCCGUGCGUCAAGGGCUGUCGGCUCGUCACAAGAAACUUAGCCGAAGCGAUGGAGACUUGAGAAGAGAUGACAUAGGUGAAAUUCGCCGCAGCAGCUGGUACAGUGGACCGUCGGAGAUCUCUCUGGAUGACACAGAUCUCAUUAUGACGAAGGAAUAUCAACAAAUGCACAAUAGUGACGUAUCUCAGUUGUCUGAGAUUCCCUGCGAAGAUAAACAAACACCUCUCUCCCCUGACAACAGUGUGUGGUCUCGACGCUCCACCGUAUCAAUAGUAUCGGUCGCUUCGGGCGUCUAUGAGGAAAUUCCCGAAGAAUGGGCGGGCUCGUGCGUGGAUCACACGUACGAGUCCGUUGAGUGCGUAUACGGAACGAUGAGACGGGCCGGAAGACGAGGCGCACCUCCCCUACCCCCGAGACAUAACUUUGGUACAAUGAAGCUUUCUGAUUGGAAAAGCGCUAAUUCGAGCAGUCCUGGUCGCGAUGGAGUCACGCGUCAUAGCUCGUUGGGCUCAUUGCAGCACUGUGCAAAACCACAUCGUUAUAAGCACACCUUCAGUGUCUUUAGGAAAAGGCUAAAAAGCGACUCCCGCGUUACCUCCCCAAAAUCCGAGAAAGAGACAAAAGACGUUGAAACAAAAAAGAAAAGAUUCGAUUUCACACCAACAAGAGACAUAUUCAAAAGCUUCAAAGUGAACAGAAAGAUGAAGAAUCUGAAAAUAACCGGAAAUCUAUCGAAGGGCGAGACGAAAAGUUGUGAAUUUUUGGACGAAACGGAGCACGUAUCGACGAAUCGUUGCUCGAAAUCCGUCGAAUGUAUCGAGAAGUUUGACGAUUUCGAUGUUUCAAUCGAGAUUAACGAGACCAAUGUCUCGGCUCUCGCGCUACCGGAGGAGAUUGUGAAGUUAAUAUUUACAGAGAAAAUUCUCGGAAAUUUUGAGAAUGAAAGCGAGUAUAUGCCCAUGUCGCCGGUACAACCUCCGCCCAUGGAGCAGCAUUAUAUCGUUAUGUCGCCCAAGACUAAAAUUGCUUAAAUGGUUUUACAAAGGAAUUUUGAAUUAAAUACUCGGCCUGAAUAGGAAAAUUUGAAUAAUUAUAAAUUCAAAGUUGUUUUCUAUUUAUAUUCUCAGUAGACAUUUACCCUCUACAUGAAAACUAUUUCCGUCUAAUUGCACUCUCACUUAGUACUUUUACGUCUUUUUUUAUGAUUAAUGUCGAGUGGCAAUUCAAACUAAUUUGGUUUUGUUGACAUGUCUAUCUAGUGAGGUAAAGCAUAGGCUAGAUUCUGGGAUAGGUUCAAGUGCCAAACACCUAUUUGUCUCAUCUGUCUUUUUGAAGGAUUUGGACAAUUAGGAGUUAACAUAUUUAAAAAAAGUUAAAUAAUUCAGUGUUGCGACUAAGUGCUAAGUAUGACAUUGGUACGUCACCAUAUAUAUACUUUUACACAUUAAAGCUAUUUAGCUCUAAGUCUCGGUUCUGACUCUUACACUUAAACCUUAUCUUUGAAUCUUUGUCUAUUGUGACCAAAUAUCAGUAGUGAAAUGUCAAAUGGCAGUGACAAGUGACAUCUUAAAUGAAAACGUCAUAAAUUUGAUUAAAAAAGCUUUGACCAUGUUAAAUGGCUUGAUCUGGACGUCUCUAAUAAAAUACGAAUUAGAUUUGCUUAAUCGUUAAAAAACGUAUCAAUUUCAUGUGUGAAAUGCUGCAAGCUACUUUGAACCUUAUCUAUUAGAACUAUGGUUGUAUAUAUUUGGUAUUGUAGCUUUUAGUAAUAAACACUGCCAAUAGGUCUAAGAAUGUAGGUGGUUUUUUUUUCAAACGUAGUUGAAAAUUGUCCUAAAUAUUACGUAUGUUUCUCUAUUUCACUUUUCUUAGAACGUGAACUUCGACAGUCAAAGCAGAGCAAGCAUCAAGCGAGCGCAAGAUUACAUACUCAUUAACAUUUCACGUCAUUUUACAUAGAAACUUCGUGAAGAAUGAAUGUUCUUCCAUACUUACAUGUUGACUACUACCUUUUUUGUCAUAUAAGUUUAAUAAACUCGGUAACUUAGUCUUAAAGAUAAAUAGUUGUAAUCGCGGCUUAUCUCUCAGAACUUAACUGUCUUUUGUCAAAACGUGUCUUCAAAGAUUUUUCCACGUUCGCAUUUUAAACCAGCUGAACAUAUAAAACUAAUCUUGGAUCUAGUUCCUAAAUAAGUUUUAGAAGAUUAUUACAAUGGGCCCUAGUCUUUCUUUUAACGAUAAUAUUUGGAAUAAAUAAAGAUUCGAUUUCUGGCUCCUUUUGCAAUUACCAGGAAUCUUACAGUUGCGUCUUCAGCCAGUCCUAGAGAUAAAAUUAAUAAAACUUUUGCGGUAUCCCAGAUACACAAAACGUAAUGUUACCUAUAAACCCGUGUGAUUAAAUCUGAUAAAACAUUUAGUUAAUUUAACAAUCAUUUCGGACACAAAAAUCUAUACUGAAUUGUUUGUAGUAACAAUUUCACUUAGUCUAUGUUAUUUUUUUACCUAUUUUAUUGCUAUAGUCUAUGACAAACUCAAAUCGCAAAACAGUACGUCAUAAAUUAUGCAUAAUAUAAGUUAAUUAAAUGGUAUGUAAAGCGUGAGUAAUAAAAUUCUGUUCGCCCUUCCCUUUCAUUGAAAAGUAAAAUAUAGAAACCGUGUCGAGUAAAGAAUUUUAAUUUAUGAAGACUGAUAAAGAAAGGAGUAGUUUAUUUGAACACUUGUCCCAGUAUUAUAUUUAAUAACGAGCUUAAAACGAUACCCGGUUUCUAUACAGAAUACCAUUUGUAAAAGUUAUCAGUAUAUUUCUAUACAAAAUUUGAAUCGUAGAAAUUACGAGUCGUAUUUUGGUUAGAACCGGGCGGUUAGGGUAAAAUGAAAUAUGGAUUUUUUACACAGGUCGAAUUGAAAACUGAAAUUUUUGAUACAAAUACAAAGUUUUGAAAUGAUUACAAUUGAAACUGAAUUGCCUAUAAUAGACGCACGGCAUUUUUCAACAUAUGUGCUAUUUAAUACCUCUUUUACCUUACAAAAUUGUCUAAAGUUCAUUACAUUUUAUUCAGAUGGUAAUUCUAAGUCCAUAUUUCGACCAAUAUAUUGGUUAUUAUGAGUAGUAGCUUUGGUGUUUUGUGAUAUUGGUAUGUUGUUGUGCUUGCGAGCUUUUGUUACGUUUAUCGGAUUUAAGGAUAGACAAAACUAGUACGAAUCGGCAUUCCAUUGAUUUUAGGGAAAUUCCUUCAUAGAAAAAAACUAUUGUAUUCAAUAAUUGAAUGUGUUAUUUAAAGGAAAUCUUACAAACGCCCAUGUUCCAUGUCCAAGUAACAAUUUGUCAUUGUAUUUGAUCCAUCUGUAGGUCAUAAUACAAAUUGUAAUAAUGGGUCAUGUCUAAGGUUAACGUUUAAAAAGUACCAGGGAGGCAGAAAUAGCAAGAGACCUAACUAUGACGUGUUUUGUUUAAUUGGUUUGGACCAUUUUUAGCCCAACCAGAGACACGUAACACACGUGUUUAUGAUUGCCCAAUUAUAAUCAUCGUCAGCAUUUCGUCUCUUGUUAAACGUUCAUAGAAAAUUGCCAAAUUCAAAAGACGUCAAAUAAGAAGUACUUUUGAAAUUAUGUUAAACAUUCUGAGAAAGGAAUUGUUCUAUAAAAAAGGUUAGUUCGAAAUUUGUUGGAAAGGUUAGUAUAAUAUAUAGCUUAAUUCAGCUUAGCAAUUGUAUUUGUUAACUUAAGUAUUGUUUUCAUUGCGCUAUGUUGUAUCGGACUGACUAUAGAUGCAAAAACUAAAUAAGCGAACUCUUUUGUCUAUUUGUCGUAGAAUUUUGACAUGCAAGGUAUCUCUGAAUCUCCAACGAAGAUUUCGCUGUUCGUCAUACGUAACGUCAACUACACUAAAAUACUGGCUACUACCUAUUAUUUCCGAUAAUUAUAAAAUAUAAAUAAAUUGAUUUGUAUGAAACGACUUUGUCCAAACAAAGUUCGAUGUAUUUAUAAAUACCAAAUCGAAGAUUAUAGAAAUAGUUUUUUUGCAAGUCGUAGUAGUUCGUUCAAUUCUCUUUAAUCAUCUAUAAUUCCUGACGGCCCUUUGAUAAGUUCAGUCUGAUAUGCAAAAUUUAAGAUGUGCCUAAUUUAAUUUAGUUGUAAGUACUUAAUAAUUUAAAGUGAUCUCUUCGUGUGAUAAAGCUACAUCACUGCUUCAAUCGAUUAGCUUUCUUCGUAGUAUUAAUAGUAUUAUGGUUUGAUUAAGUUUUUUGUAGCCAUAGUCAAAACGGGUAUUUCAUUGAUGUAAAUUACACGAGAACGCAUUGCCAUCAUAGAAUACUCUUAAAUUAACUUAUUUAGUUACGCGAAAAAUUCUCGGUAAAUUAAAUAAUAUAUUAAGCAUUUCUAUCAGCUCAAUUUAGCAUUUAAUGAUUAAUGACAAAUUUGUCGAUUGGAUUUUGUCAUUGUUAUCGUUGACUAUUUGAGUCUACAAAAACGUUAACGUAAAUCGGUGUAACUAAGUAGUUUUUUGUAAGUGAUGUGUUUUCUAAGGGUUAUAUUCAGAGUCGACUUAGCUCUAUGACACCCGUAUAGGAUUUUGACAAAGGGGGCCAUAGAGUAAUAGAAUGAAACGUUACCCUGAGAUCUGUGAAAAAAAAUAAUACUUUUAUAGAAGUAACCCGUUAAGACUAUGAGAUGUCAAUUCAGUUUAUUUUUAGAGGUUUAUAUAAUUUUUUGGGAUAUGUAUUUUGUUGUGAAAAUUAAGCGAUUUGUAUUUUGGUUAAGAUUUGUGAUGGACCAAAAAUUUUUUGUUAUUUUUGAUGCGCCGCAUCCCGACUUAUUUAAUAAACGUUUGUAUGAU